CUUUCUUUCUUUCUUUCUUUCUCUGCCACUUUAAACCACUUCCUGUUAACAUCUUCACCGGUGAAUUUAUGUCGUUGCAACUACAUUCGACUUCCUCUUGUCAGCUUUGUCAAAACCAGGAAAUACAAGUUUUAUUUUGAAAUUGAUGCAGCACAGCUCAUUUGAAUUCUUGAAAGCCAAUGUUUGUUUACUGAGGCUUUUGACAAUUUGGAGGCACUCAUGUGUGUUAAUGAUGGUAUCAUCAGUCUGAUUAAUGGCGUUUAAGAUAUGAAUAAGUCCCACGUGGUUUAAUGGACGGCUCACUGGUUCAACAGGCCGCAUAAGUGGACAAUAUGACCAACGGCAGACAGUACAUGGUACAAGUCAGGGUCUAAUUGGUUUCAGAUAUUUUCGAAAUCAGCUCCUGAAGGUGUGUCUGGGUUUACUGUUACUACUACGGCAUGAAGGAUGGGCCAAACCUGCUCGGAUCUGUCGCACAGCAGCGCCGCCACCCCAGGCAGAACGCGGUGGAGCGCAGACGAGAACCAGCAGCGAGUCUGCGUCCGCGAACCGAGGAGCGGAGAGAAGCCACGGAGAGGACAUUUCAGGAGGAAUCCGAUGAAAAAUAAAGUGCUGUCGUGUCUUGGAAGGAGAAAGCGAGACUCCAGCCAAACAGAAGGCGGUUUCUGUUGCGGAAACGGAGCGGCGGCGACGCGACGCGAUCACAGAGUGGGAAAGUUGCCCAGGGACGAGGCUGUGUCGGCGGUUGGGGAACGGGGAGCAGCAGCCACGGGUUGUUUGAAAACACCGACGAGCCUGGAUGCCAACACCGACGCUUACCAAGACGCCGUGACCGGAGAGGAGACGACUGGCUCGUCCGAUGCGUCGGGUACCGUUAAGCGGCCUGGUGAAGUCAGCGGUGCGGGCAUCGAGGAUCCGAAACCCGAGCGGGAAGACAAUGCCUCGGAUCCCCCAGCGAGGGCCAUGGAAGAUCAUCCACUGGGGGCAACAAACAACGACGGUCGCCCUGAGCCCGAGGUUCGGUUAUUGACAGGGAGUUGUGUGACCGCAGCCGCUCCGUUCACCUCUGACCCGGACAUUCAGCGGACUCUGACUACUUCGCUCCCGGAUCAACCUUUGGACAGUGGACUGUCGAUAACGGACGAACACACGGAGGCAGAAAUGACAAAAACUGACCGCAGCGACGUCUCAUGUCCGCCCAGCGCGGCCGGGGAUUUAAACAACUGCUGUGCGGUUGAAACCGAGCACAGAAAAGACUCUGGUCAGGACACAUGGAUCCCGACAGGAACACCGAGUUACCCGGGGACCAUACCGAAACUCAUUAUAACCAGGGACCCCAGUCCAAUCCGCUCCCACGGGGCCCCGCCUUUGCUGACCGUCUCCACGGAUCUCAGCUCUUGUCUGGAGCCUCGCGCCGAGGACGAGUCUCCCUGCUCGGACAGCGGCUGCGGGGGCUCCCCGGCCCUGAUGCGCUCACUGAGGAAGUUGUCCAACUCAUCGUCCAUCGGCCUUUCCUCCGCAUCGUCCUUUGAGGAGUCCGAGGAUGACUUCACCGGCAGCGACAUUGAAUCCAGUUUGUCUCCUGCCCGGUCUCUGUGCAGUCCAGACGACGGGACAGUGAACAAGUCCUGGCAAAAGUUGAAGACUAUGGUCCACUGGUCCCCCUUCAUUGUGUCCUUCAAGAAGCGCUACCCAUGGGUGCAAUUAGCUGGCCAUGCAGGUAACUUCCAAGCAGGAGAAAACGGACGCUUGCUAAAGCGAUACUGCGAGUGUGAACAGCAGUGUCUACAGAAACUGAUGAAGGACACUCUGCGUCCCCACGUACCUGGUUAUCACGGUGUGGUGCAGCGAGACGAGCAGGACUAUAAUGUGAUGGAUGACCUGCUGGCCGACUUUGAGUCACCCUCCAUCAUGGAUUGUAAGAUGGGCAGCAGGACAUACCUUGAGGAGGAGCUGGUAAAAGCUAGAGAGCGUCCACGCUUGCGGAAGGACAUGUAUGAGAAGAUGGUUGCGGUGGAUCCCGGCGCCCCAACAGAGGAGGAAAGGGCCCAGCAGGGAGUCCUCAAACCCAGAUACAUGCAGUGGAGGGAGACACUCAGCUCCACGGCCACUCUGGGCUUCCGCAUCGAAGGCAUUAAGAGAGCUGAUGGAACAUGUAACACCAACUUCAAGAAGACAAAGAACAGAGAGCAGGUGAUGCAGGCCCUGAAGGACUUUGUGGAUGGCAACACUCAAAUUUUGAAACUCUACCUGCAGCGGUUGGAGGACCUUCGCUCGGUCCUUGAGCAGUCACACUUCUUCAGGACGCAUGAGGUUGUGGGCAGCUCUCUGCUGUUUGUGCACGAUGCAUCUGGAAAGGCCAGAGUGUGGAUGAUCGACUUCGGGAAGACGGUUCCACUCGUGGAACCUCAGACCCUGGACCACAGGAGUCCCUGGUCGGAGGGCAACAGGGAGGACGGCUACCUGUGGGGACUGGACAACCUCAUAGACAUUUUCACAAGUAUGCUCCCUCACACGCCUUGAUGAGGACGAUCAAGACUGGAAUGAGAGUUUCCAAGCUGUGGAAAAAAAAAAUGCAACAUGAGGAGAAUCUGAGGGAAAGUAAAGACUGCCAAAGGAAUGAUUAGAAGAGUUUGAUUGCUUUUUUUUUUUUUUCAAAACCUACACUAUGAUCCAAGUGUCUUUAUCCUCUUGUUCCUGUUUUGAGAAGAGGAGGAAAAGCAUUGACAAGAUUUCUAUUACAAAGUGGAACAUGCUAAAGGCCAAUGUUGUGCAUUAUGCUCCGAUUUUUGGAAAUUACAGACAGACCUGCGAUCAGGUGGUAGGUAAGGUACUAAAAAGACGAAGAGGGAGAAUUCUGUGUAGAAUUCUAUCAUUUGUCACUGACCGUGAGAACAUGAUCCUCUGACUUCAUGGAUCCUUGAUAGUCAUUAUUUCCUGCAAAGACGCAUAUUUAGCAUCACUCAGCUCCCUCUUCACCAGCUCCCUCUGCUGGUUAGAGUUGCACAGAGCACUCUGUCAGACCUUAAUUUAUUACAGCAGUAUAAAACCUAUUUUUACACAGUUGUGGAGUUUGGCUAAUGGAGUUUUAUUAUUGUCAUGGACCACCUUUGAUGUUUAAAUAUACAGCAACACUAAAACACUGGUCAGACCACGUGUUAACUAACUUGGUGUGUAAAUACAAUUUUAUUUAAAGUUAUUUUUGGCCUUGGUAUAUCCUCCUUAUCUUGUUUGUAUAACUUCUGUGCCUAGCAUUUUUAAAGAAAGAGCUGUUUGAUCAUUCCAGUGCAGUGAACUCCCGCUGGGUUUGUUUCUUCUUCCAAAGACUUAACCCACGUGGUUUACAUCUAAUCCCGAGGUUUAACUUCUAGUAGAAGCUGAAAGUGUUUCAUUAUUUGGAUUUUUGUAUGAUUAUGCAGUGAAAGAUUUAUUUUUUAUUUUUUUUUCCAAGCCACUGUGCAUGAAUCAACUUGGCUGCCAAGUAGUUUGUCUGGAAUUUGUUGCACUAUGAAUUCUCACAAAGCCAUUGAACAAAUCAAGCAGUGCCUCGGCGUGUCUUACAGUGGGAAGCAGCAGCCAAGUACUGGGUUUACAGAUGCAGACGUUAAGCAACUUAACAGGGAUUUAAACUGGUGUUCUCACUCUAUGCUCUCCGGUCAGUGUUGUUUCAGAUUUACAGUUUUACAUUUGGAAAAAAAAAAAAGAAGUGGUGUAAAGGGUGAAAUGAAACUGGAAUUACUCGAUUGAACUGAUAAGGUUUUGUUUUUUUAGUCUAUUCAUGAAAUUUCAUUUGUGUACCAACUUACACCUGAUCUUGAAACAUGUCUUAUGAUUCAGAGGAUAACGUGUUAUUGGAUGUGAGGCUGUUGCUGUCAAACAUGUUGUAAACCUCACUUUGUGGGUUUGAAUUUUUGUACACAAGAUCUGGAGUUUAUGAUAAAUUUGGACGAUUGUAAUUUCCUGGACUAGAACGCAGCAGGUCAGUGGACACAACAGUCUCCUAGAUGUCCUUGGACUGUGUCAUGCAGCACUGUGAGUGUGGGCGUGUGAAUGAGUGUGUGGACAUUUGGACUGGCACACAAACUGUCUACAUGGGUGUUGACUGCUGACCUCAUGAUAUUGAAAUUUAAAAUUCAGGAAACUAGUUUUUUCCAUCUUUAAAUGAAAUACACAUAUGAGAGGAAUAAAGAUGUUUACAAAAUAUUUUAUCUCUUUACCUGCAAAUCUAUAUUUGUAAAAUGUCAAACUAUCAGCUUUACAGAGUGGGUGCUGCUUUAUUAGUAAGAGAACUGGAUUCACAGCCACAUUUUGUAAAGGCCAUGCAUUUUUAAGUUGUAAAACAGAGACAGACUGCUGAAAAUGGUUAAUGAAUCCCUGCUUUGUUCAGAAGGUCGUGGAUUGCAAUAAACUGGAAAUUAAGA
This is a messenger RNA of Solea senegalensis (Senegalese sole), 4421 nucleotides long. It is a transcript of the gene itpkcb, whose product is annotated as inositol-trisphosphate 3-kinase Cb. Gene Ontology annotation, molecular function: inositol-1,4,5-trisphosphate 3-kinase activity; inositol tetrakisphosphate kinase activity. The record is from RefSeq and is a predicted model, not a curated record. The coding region runs from base 448 to 2523 and encodes 691 amino acids. Gene Ontology annotation, biological process: inositol phosphate biosynthetic process. Gene Ontology annotation, cellular component: nucleus; cytoplasm. The transcript has 8 exons. Lineage: Eukaryota; Metazoa; Chordata; Actinopteri; Pleuronectiformes; Soleidae.